Molecule: messenger RNA, 1777 nt
Organism: Dendrobium catenatum
Lineage: Eukaryota; Viridiplantae; Streptophyta; Magnoliopsida; Asparagales; Orchidaceae
Product: SUN domain-containing protein 1
Exons: 3
Coding region: 202-1488 (428 amino acids)
Biological process (GO): nuclear envelope organization
Cellular component (GO): nuclear envelope
Molecular function (GO): protein-membrane adaptor activity
Source: RefSeq, a predicted model, not a curated record
GCGGCCCAUAAAACAAGGUGCAACUUGCGCCGUUUGGCGGCAUAAACGAUAGAAGGCUCCAGACGGCCGAUCGUAACCCUAGCGGAACGUAGUUCGUUAUGACAUCGGCCAAUCAAACAUCUGCAUUAUAGGAAACUGAUGGAAUAAGAAGAAAGAUCACACCUCCUUGUUUUGUAGCAGCAAAAUAUAAGAAUUUUUGCAAUGAAUCCAAAAAGCAGCAUUCUUGCUGAUGGAGGACUGAGCGCAAUGAAUAAUGGUAAUGGAAUUGCAAAUGGGAAUGACCCGAGUCACACAAUCAGAAGAGAUUAUUUACUCGAGAGGUCUAGAGAGUUGUCACAGUUGAGAAAAGGAGUUCAAAGCUCUCUGCAAUUGAAGAAAUCUGUACAUAGACGGAGGAGAUCUUGGUGGUCAAUUCUUUUCACUAUUCUCACAAGGAUUGUACUGAUUUUAGCAGCUUUGUUGUAUCUUGGACAAUUUAUUACAAGGUGUUCUACUUUGGCUGGAAGGGAUACCAAGUCUUCCUUUGCUUUGUUGGAUUAUGAAGAUCGGGUGUCAGAAGUUGAAAACUCUUUGAAGAUAACAUCAAAAAUGUUGCAGGUUCAGGUGGAAGUUAUAGACAAGAAGAUAGGAAAUGAGAUUGGCAUUGUAAAAAGGGAGCUUCAAAAACAAUUUCAAGAAAAAAAAUCAUUUAUUGAGAUGGAGCUGAAUCAGCUUGAAUCUAGAACUGAUGAAUUGAGCAAGUCAUUGGCAGAUUUGGAAGACAGGGACCUUUUAACAAAGGGAGAGCUUGAGAAGUUUUGGAAUGAGCUAAAGAGCAAGGGGAAUGUAGAUGAUAUUAGCAAAGAUGUUGAUUUGGAUGAGAUCAUGGCAAUGACAAAGGAAAUUGUUGAGAAAGAAAUUGACAAACAUUCUGCUGAUGGUCUAGGAAGAGUGGAUUAUGCUUUGGCUUCUGGUGGGGCCAAGGUGGUUAGUCAUUCAGAGCCAUAUGUUUAUGGAAAAGGUAGCAGCUGGUUAGCCGUUGCUAAAGGUAUAAGUAGAGUUCAUUCUAAUGCACAGAAGAUGUUAGAACCAAGUUUUGGUGAGCCUGGUCAGUGUUUUCCCUUGCAAGGAAGCAGUGGGUUUGUUGAGAUUAGAUUAAGAACAGGCAUAAUUCCUGAGGCUAUCACACUUGAGCAUGUCUCAAAGAGUGUGGCUUAUGACAGGUCUAGUGCUCCCAAGGACUGUCGAGUUUCUGGAUGGUUUGAAGAACCUGAAGAUGACCCAUCCGCCAGAAUUGAUAAGAUGUUUGUGCUGACAGAUUUCUCCUACGACCUUGAGAAAAGUAAUGCACAGACCUUCGCCGUCCCCGUCAUUGAUUCCGGUAUCAUCAACAUGGUUAGGCUCGACUUCACCUCCAACCAUGGCAACUCUGCACUCACCUGCAUUUACCGCAUCAGGGUGCAUGGCUACGAGCCCAGCUCACCUGCAGCUAUCACCACACAUGCUUGAGUUGCCUAGGAGAGAUAGAAGGUACCAAGAUUUGUUCUUUUUGUCUUGUUCAUGUAUUUCAUGGGUAUAUGAUAGCUUUCUACAAGCCCAAGUUUUUUACUAUGUUAUAAAAAUCUUUUCAGCUUUAUCUCCUAUUCUUUUCGAGAUCUACUUAUGCUCUAUUAGGAUCAGGAAUUUUCUUGCAUCAUUUGUACUUUUGUGCAAAUUGGACACAACAAAACUAUCAAUAAUUUUUGUAUAUUCUUUUGUGAUCUCAUAUCUUAAUGAUAUAUGCUAUCACUUGGGAUUU